Molecule: messenger RNA, 462 nt
Organism: Lentinula edodes (shiitake mushroom)
Lineage: Eukaryota; Fungi; Basidiomycota; Agaricomycetes; Agaricales; Omphalotaceae
Exons: 2
Coding region: 1-462 (153 amino acids)
Source: RefSeq, a predicted model, not a curated record
AUGGCUAAGCUAAUUAAAGAGCGAGGCUUACCGACAGUGAUACUAGUUUUCGAUCCGGGAUCAACAGCCCAACCAACUUGCACUGGUAUCUCCCGAGCCGAGUUCAGGAAGGGUCGGAAGGUUCCAAACGUCUCGUACGACGCUGAAGUCCGUGAACGACUCACCAUCCUCUUUGAUAUCAUUCCUGGGCAGUGCAAUCAGUUAUCGGCUGAGCAAAACACUCUUGCCUGCUUGCAUCUUCUGCCUCCUCCUGUCGGUUUCUUGACUUAUGCCUGUUGUGGUGAUGGUGAUGGCAUAGGUGGCGCACAAGAAUCAAAUUUUCUUGCUAUACGGGAGCUCGUCUUCAGCGAAUGGAAUGAGUUGCCAGGGUCGCUCGAGACAACGACUGGAGAAAGUGGAAUAUUGAAAAGGUGGUCAGGCUGGCCUGCUGAGAGUCAUCUAACAUGCAUAGCAACAUUAUGA